Messenger RNA from Botrytis byssoidea, 1041 nucleotides. RefSeq lists its product as uncharacterized. Gene Ontology annotation, biological process: fatty acid catabolic process; acyl-CoA metabolic process. Gene Ontology annotation, cellular component: peroxisomal matrix. The transcript is spliced from 3 exons. Lineage: Eukaryota; Fungi; Ascomycota; Leotiomycetes; Helotiales; Sclerotiniaceae. The record is from RefSeq and is a predicted model, not a curated record. Gene Ontology annotation, molecular function: fatty acyl-CoA hydrolase activity. The coding region runs from base 1 to 1041 and encodes 346 amino acids.
AUGACUGAUCGGCCAACGCUUGUUCCACCUCCUCCUAUCAAUUCCUCGAAAUCUGCCAUCGAGAAUGUAUUAGAGCUUCGGGAGCUGAGUCAAAUUGCGCCAGAUAUCUUCACAAAUACUCACCCCUUAUGGCAUCCCCCCGGUGCACGAGGCAUAUACGGAGGGGCAAUUAUCGCACAAUGUCUUGCAGCCGCACAAUGCACGGUCCCGCAUAACUUCACGGUACACAGCAUGCACUGCUAUUUUGUUUUAGCUGGAAACUCCGAUCUGCCAGUCAUGUACUACGUCGAACAUGUUCGUGAAGGUCGCUCGUUCGCUACUCGCACAGUACAAGCACGCCAAAAGGGGAAAUGUAUAUUCACAACCACUAUGUCAUUUGUGAGGGAAAACAGUGGAGGGAAGCAAAAAGUAGAACAUGCGGUUCCAAUCCCCAAGAAUAUCAGACAACCGAAUGAGGAUGAAGAGUUGUUACAGAUGGAAAUGCGGACUGAUAGCCCAUUUGUUAGUCAGAGACUCGAGAUUUUGAAUGGGGAGACUGGGCGACCGCAUGAGCAGAGAACCCGGCAGUGGAUCAAAGCAAGAGGAAGGAUCAGUGAUGAAGGUGGACAUCAGGCGCAUUUGAAUGCAUUGGCUUAUAUGAGUGAUAGCUACUUCAUUGGAACUGUUGGGAGAAUACAUAAGCUGUGGAGAUAUGGCAGUGAAGAAAAGAAAAAGAAGGAGACCGCAGAAGAAAACGAAAACGAUAAGUAUAUGAAGAAAUUAAAAGAAGCAGAAGGAUUUGGGGAUGAUUUGAACAACGAAAAGAGAAGGCCAGAGGUUGGGAUGAUGGUUAGUCUAGACCACACUAUAUAUUUUCAUGAGCCUAGGAAGUUUAGAGCAGACGAGUGGAUGUUUACGGAGAUGUCAAGUCCAUGGUCUGGAGAUGGGAGAGGAGUGGUCACCCAGCAUAUGUUCACUAAGGAUGGAACAUUGAUCGCUACUUGUUUUCAGGAGGGUGUUGUGAGACUUAACCAAGAUGGAACAGAGAAAGCCAAGAUCUAA